Acanthosepion pharaonis is the source of this 1929-nucleotide messenger RNA. The record is from the annotation of a GenBank genome assembly. NCBI's taxonomy places the organism in Eukaryota, Metazoa, Mollusca, Cephalopoda, Sepiida, Sepiidae.
AUGAAAUUUGCAGAGCACCUUGGAGCCCAUAUCACUCCUGAAUGGAGGAAACAAUACAUACAAUACGAGACCAUGAAAGAAAUGCUGUAUGCUGCUCAGGAACAAGCACCGUCAUCUGAAGUGACGGACAGUGCAACAAUUGAGCGCUACUUUGCACGCUUUGACGAACGUUUCUUUCAAUUCUGUGAUAAAGAGCUCACCAAAAUAAAUACAUUUUUUUCUGAAAAAUUUGCAGAGGCAACCCGUAAGUUCUCCACAUUGAAUGCAGAAUUACAAGAAUUUUCUCAGCAUGAGGAAAAACAGACCAAUUCCUCACUUCGUCGACGCCGUAGCAGUGUACAUGUGUUACUGAGAGACAAAAACACCAAGGCAUUGAACACUCGCAAAAUGCAUGACCUGAAGCUUGCCUUUAGUGAAUUCUAUCUCAGCCUCAUUUUGUUGCAAAACUACCAGACACUCAAUUUCACUGGCUUCAGGAAAAUUUUCAAAAAGCAUGAUAAGCUUUUUCAGACCAACUGUGGAAUGGAAUGGAGGCUGGGCCAUGUGGAUAUUGCUCAUUUUUAUACAACAAAAGAAGUGGAUCACUUAAUCAAAGAAACUGAGCAAAUUGUAACCACUGACCUUGAAGGAGGUAAUCGGCAAAAGGCUAUGAAAAGACUUCGCGUUCCUCCUUUAGGAGAACAACCAAAUACAUGGGUGACUUUUCGAGUUGGUCUCUUUUCUGGAAUAUUCUGUGUCUUAGUUUUGGUCAUUGCUGUAGCAGCAAAGUUUACCAAACAUCCUAUUCAGUGGGAACCAGCUCUUCGGAUUUACAGAGGACCAUUUUUGCUCAUUCUUGAUUGUUUUUUACUUGGAAUCAACACAUAUGGAUGGCGGACAUCAGGAGUAAACCAUGUCCUCAUCUUUGAACUGGACCCUAGAAACCAUUUGUCACAUCAACAAUUAUUAGAAACUGCAUCUGGACUUGCUGUAUUGUGGGCUGUCAGCGUUCUUCUCUAUUUGUUCAGUAGUUACAUUCAUAUCCCAUCAUUCCUGAGUCCUUUUGUUCUGGUGCUGCUGCUCAUCGUUUAUCUGAUAAAUCCUGUACAGAUAUUCCAUCACAGGGCUAGACGGUGGUUACUACGAAUUUUGUUUAGAAUUUUCACUGCUCCAUUUCAUCACGUAGGAUUUGCAGACUUUUGGUUGGCUGACCAGCUCAAUAGUUUGGCACCAGUCAUGUUGGAUUUUGAAUAUUUUAUCUGCUUCUAUGCCUUUGAUCUUAAUUGGAAAACCAACACCCAAGAAACUUCAUCUUGUCUUGGAACAAAGUAUGGUAUUCGAGGUCUGGUCAGCUGCCUGCCUGCCUGGUUCCAAAAACGAGAGAAAAUUGAUGAUGAUGACGACGAAGAAGAAGAUUACCUUGAGUUACAUGCCAAUGUUUUCUUUUAUGGCUGGAUUGUAGCCUUGUUCAUUAGUUCCUGUUAUACUUUCACUUGGGAUCUCAAAAUGGAUUGGGGGCUCUUAGAAAAAACUGAUGGUGAUAACAAGUUUCUACGUGAAGAGUGUGUUUAUGCAUAUAAUGCCUAUUAUUACUUUGCCAUUAUAGAAGACUUUAUUUUACGAUUUAUAUGGACAUUAAAAGUAUCUGUGAUAGAAAAGGGAAUGGUGCCCAAAGAAGAAGCCAGAACAAUUCUUAUGACACUUGAAGUUUUCAGGCGUUUUGUAUGGAACUAUUUUCGUCUUGAAAAUGAACACUUAAACAACUGUGGUCAGUUCCGAGCAGUCCGGGACAUUUCAAUUGCACCAAUUGAAUCAAAUGACCAAGCCUUGCUGAUUGAAAUGAUGGAUGAUCCUGAAGGACUUGGACCUCGAAAAUAUCGGGCAAGAUUCUUAGAAAGAAAUCGAAAAGAAGCCAAAGUGUGGGUCGAAUAUGAAGAAGACAAUGACUAA